UGGAAUACAGUUAGUUCAUGGCAUUGGAAUGUAAAUGAUGAAUGUUGUGGUAUUUGUAGAAUGCCCUUUGAUGGAUGUUGUGUAGAUUGUAAAAUACCAGGUGAUGAUUGCCCACCAGUUUGGGGUGUCUGUAAUCAUGCAUUUCAUAUGCAUUGUAUUUUAAAGUGGUUAAAUUCAAACGAAUUACAACAAUGUCCUAUGUGCAGAUCUGAAUGGAAAUUUAAAUCUGAUGAAAAAUAA
Molecule: messenger RNA, 240 nt
Organism: Dictyostelium purpureum
Lineage: Eukaryota; Evosea; Eumycetozoa; Dictyosteliales; Dictyosteliaceae
Exons: 2
Biological process (GO): anaphase-promoting complex-dependent catabolic process; positive regulation of mitotic metaphase/anaphase transition; protein ubiquitination
Cellular component (GO): anaphase-promoting complex; nucleus
Molecular function (GO): ubiquitin protein ligase activity; zinc ion binding; cullin family protein binding
Source: RefSeq, a predicted model, not a curated record